AUGGCAGCGAGGAAAGUUCUAUCCUACGAGGAUUAUACAAUCGCCUGGAUCUGUACCUUGCCCCUGGAAAUGGCAGCAGCGCAAGCUCUCCUAGACGAGAUCCACCAUGGCCUGCCUCAAAAGCCGAACGAUAACAAUGCCUAUAUAGUUGGGAGCAUCGAAAAACACAACGUUGUGAUUGCCCGCUUACCCUUCGGAGACCAAGGCAACGCCACCGCCCAGUUGAAAUUUAGUUUUAAAUCAGUCAGACUCGCGCUGAUAGUUGGCAUUGGAGGAGGAGUACCCAGCGAAAGGAUGGAUAUUCGAUUGGGUGACGUUGUGGUCGGUAAGCCAGGUAUCAGGCACGGAGGGGUUAUAUCUAUAGAAAACAUCGACGCAUUCGCAUAUGCCUAUUCUCAACAAGUGCGCCUGCUCAACCAACCGCCGCCGGUAGUCUUGGCGGCACUUACGAAGCUACAAUCUCUUCAUCUUACAAGAGACCGUCGGGUCGAGUCGAUCCUGGCAGAGAUCAAGGAUAGAAGUGGUCAGAACGCCCAAAAAUUUGCUCGCCCAGCUCAGUUGGAUCGCUUAUUUCUUGCGGGCUACCAUCAUGUAGAUGCAAAUUCCAGGACAUGCAAUUCCUGUAACGUGAAAAUGACAGUCCAGCGGCGUCCAAGGAAUGGCUCUGCUCCGGUCAUUCACUAUGGUUUGAUUGCCUCCACCAAUCGAAUGGUACAUGACAGCAUGGCGCGGGAUAAGCUAUCCGAGGCGUAUCAAGUCAAUUGUAUCGAGACGGAGGCCACAGGAGUAAUGAGAGUUUUGCCUUGUUUUGUCAUACGAGGAAUCAGUCACUAUGCCGACUCUCAUAGGAGCCAUGACUGGGAGGGCUAUGCCGCAGCUGUGGCUGGGGCGUAUGCCAAAGAGCUUCUCUCGGAGAUGUGGGCUCUUUAG
Talaromyces marneffei is the source of this 930-nucleotide messenger RNA. RefSeq lists its product as uncharacterized. The coding region runs from base 1 to 930 and encodes 309 amino acids. Gene Ontology annotation, molecular function: catalytic activity. Gene Ontology annotation, biological process: nucleoside metabolic process. The record is from RefSeq and is a predicted model, not a curated record. Lineage: Eukaryota; Fungi; Ascomycota; Eurotiomycetes; Eurotiales; Trichocomaceae. The transcript has a single exon.